UUUCUUUCUGUUUCACUAUCAUCACAGAAAUGUGUUUGUUACAUUAUGAAAAAUGAAAGAGUUUUAAAGUGCAGGGUAUAUUUAAUUUGACACAAACUGAUUAAUACAAACUGAUUAAUAAAGAUUUCAUUGAUUUUAAUACGCGGUGCUGUCAUUAACCUGGUGUUUCAUUUAGCUUCACCUAACAGCUGACUUCACUUUUAUUAGCUGCCUUUUUCUCUUGCUUCGUCUAAUAUGUGUUGGGUCGAUUUUAUUGUGCGCUCUGAAGGAUUGUAGUGUCAGUCAUUUUAAUUUCCUUUUAUUGCAGUUCAGAGUUGAUUCAUUUCUGAGAAAAAUGAUCAGAAUGGACAAUAUUCUGGAAGUCAUGUCUCAAAUUUCUUCUUUUUUUUUACUUUUCUCCAUUCCUUAUCUUGUUUCUCCAUUCCUCAUCUUGUUUUAUUUGUUGAUUGCAGACUGAAACCUUUUCAUUACUGAUAACCAAACAUGUUAAUUUUGCAGAGUUUUCACCUCUUGAAUCAGAUGAUGUUGAGGCAGAUUUAUGCCUUUGAGAACAUAUCCUUGCAUUAUUCAGCACUGUGGCCCGGUCUGAACUUAGAGUCUGUUUGUACGAUAGCUUUAUUUAGCGUUUGCUUCUCCUUUUCCAGAGGAUCAAAUGUCUCAAAUUGUACGUUUAUACGUCCUUAAAUGAUUUCAUUAUUUCCUGCUCUCUAAAUCUGGGACACAAAGGCCAUAGUUUGUGCUUAGAGUCAGUAUUUGCAAAUGCAAAUAAAAAUGUAAAUACUUGAAGCAUCUCAUGCAUCACAUGUUCUCGCUUGAUAAAGAACAUGUCCGUGGAAAGAUACUGUGUAUUUCAUAGGAGAGUAAAAGAAAAUAAUUGGUAUUCAGACGUUAAUGUUUACUGUGGGUCCAGGAGCUCCUGAAAAUAAGGGCUGCUUAUUUUCAGGAAAAUAAGCAGCCCUUAUUUUUCUGCUAAACUGUGCAGGUUUAGCCUUUCGGCAGCAUUUCCGUCUGCGGCCUCGUAGCUUCUGUGGCUCUGCAGUGUGGCCAGCUAGGAAUGCAGGAGUGUUUAUUCUCACAGUAGUUGGCAGCCUGAGCAUGCGGAGGGCUUUCUCUGCUGCAGAACUGUGAGCUGCUGGAAAAGGGAGAAAAAACCCCAAACAUUUGUGAACCGUAGGGCGGUACUUGCAGGGUAAAAAAGAGGAAGGAGGAACUGACCUGCAUAAAGGAAGCGGUAGUAGCCAGAGUUGCAGUAGUAGAGAUCCUUCAGGGAGGCUGAUUUCAGCUGCUGCAAACAACAGAGAAAGGUUCAGAGUGCUGAGACUGAAACCACGUGGGAAGAAGUGCAUGUUGACACAAAAGCCGGUGCCUCACAUGUGCUUGUGAGUUUUUCUGCUGCCGAGUGUUUUUAAGUGAGUGACCAUGCCAGAGCCGCAGAACAAGUUGUCGGUGCGACGCUGCCUCACCUUUGCCACUGGCCUGGUGGAGUGUCUCUGUUUCGCCGGAGCCGUGUUUGGAUGGGCUGCCCUUGUUUUUGUCCUCAAAGAGGACCGUUACUUCAGCUCCCUGUGUGUUAACACCACAAGAGUCAAUGGCACGCAAACUCUGGACUGCAGUGCACAGGAUGAACAGUACUCGCUCAUUUUCACCAUCGCCUCUUUCAUGAACAACUUUCUGACGCUGCCCAAUGGUUUCCUGUUUGAUCGAUUUGGUACCACAUUGACUCGACUCUAUGGAAUAUUUCUUUACACCAUGGGCACCUUGAUGGUGGCUUUCUCCUCAUCAGCUCUGGCCUACCUGCUCUUUCCGGCUCUUUCUUUUCUGGCUGUUGGAGGCAUCUUGCUUCUCAUGACGAAUAUUCAGGUUGGAAACCUGUUUGGCUCCCGUCGUUCCACCAUAAUCACUCUCUACAACGGGGCGUUUGAUUCUUCCUCAGCGCUCUUCCUCAUCAUCAAGCUGUUGCAUGAGUCUGGCGUCUCUCUUCGUACUUCUUUCCUCUUUCUGUCGGCCUGCAGCGUCGUCCACAUCCUCAGGACGUUCUUCCUGCUCCCCAGAAACCUUAUUCCUUACCCGCUGCCGGAUCGCUUCACAUAUGGAGUUACUUGCGGUAAUUCGGUGACUGCGAGCGCAGAGGUGGCGGCAAACGGUGAGGCGCAUCCAGCACCUGAAGAAACGGCUUUCACAAAAAAUGCUCCUGUCAAACAAGGUCCAGUGAAGAGUGUUAUUUACUUAUCUCUUUUAUCUGGUGUAGGUUUAUUUCUUUUUGUUGUUCCUCUGCAUUUAACAACUUUGUGUCUCUUUUUGUCCCUCUCAGAGAAGACUUUCCGAGAGUGUUUGCUGUCCAGGUUCUUCAUGUGGCACCUGCUCUGGCUGUCGGUGAUGCAGCUCAGGCACUACCUGUUCAUCGGCACGCUCAACCCCAUGCUGCAGAGGAUGACCGGAGGAGAGGCCUCACUGGUGAGCCAGUACACCAACGCCUUUGCCAUCACCCAGCUGUGUGGGGUGCUGUGCGCUCCCUGGAACGGCCUCAUCAUGGACCGACAUAAAGGCAAACCACGAGCUGCAGGAGAGACGGAGCAGGAAGCCGACCUGCGGGCGUCCGUGCUUUCUUUAUUCCUGACGGCGCUGCAGUGCGUCUUGUUCUCUCUGUGUGCCUCCACCCCUUACCUCCCGCUUCAGUACCUCACCUUCAUCCUGCAGGUGCUGAACCGCUCCUUCCUCUACGGCGGCAACGCAGCCUUCAUCAGCGUGGCGUUUCCAUCUUGCCACUUCGGGAAGCUGUACGGUCUGGUCAUGGCUCUGUCAGCAGUGUUUUCUCUGCUGCAGUAUCCCUGCUUUGCUCUGGUGAAAGGACCUCUGGGUGGAGAUCCUUUAUACGUGAACGUCGGCCUGACGCUGCUCAGCGUGUUAGCCUUCAUACAUCCCGUCUUCGUCUUCAUGCAUUGUCGAAACCUCGCCUCUGAGAGAGCAAGGAGCAAAGCUUCAUCUUAAAGAGCGCGAAACGAGGAUGGUGAUUUCUGUUUAAAGCUCUUCGCCUUGGUGGUCGAGGACCUGACUAGAAACUAAAAGAACUUUAUUUUCAGGAAAUGUUGUGAUCAUUUUACAGUUUCACCUUGAGCCAGAGUUCUUUUUAUAAAUAGUCCAAUGAGUCCCACAGGGGCAUAAAAUGACAAAUCCUCACAGUCACACUGUCAAGUUGUGCCAAUCUGAAAUCUCAGGAGCGUCCAGCUAAUGCCAGACAAAAGUCUACCAUCUCUAAAAGAUCCGUGUAUAAUACAAGGCUUGUAUUUUAUCCACACACUCAAUCUGUUAGAGUUUUACACAAAUAUGAUCAUCUUUCACUACUUAUUCUAGCAGCAUUUAGAUAUAUGAUGUCACAGUUGAGGGAUGGAAAGCAUGCAUAACUGCUUAUAAAUAGUUAAAGCCUUGCAUGUAGGUAAAUAACUUGCUGUCGUCUUCUAAGGUAAAAGCAACAUUUUCACAGAUGGCAUUUGAAUUAAAACUUGCCAUCCAUGAAUGCAGCCUCACUAUCUGGUAGCGUUAUGUCCUUCUACACUCUGGGAUAAUGAAAUAGAAAAUUAUUCGUAUGCAGUCAGAAUAUCAGAUGCCCAUUACUAUGGUGAAUAAAUAAGAAAAACAUGAAGUUUUUUUGUCCUAAAAUACCUGUUGCAUAAAUCAGGAAUAUUGUGAAAUUUCAAUCCUGCUGAUAGCAACUUGUUUUUGCAUUUCAAAGAAAUUCCUUUACAAGCAAAGAUUUAUGUCUACAAGUAGAGACUCCCUGUCACAUCAAGAAAAAGGGAUUUUAGAUUAAGAGGGAGAAGGAAGAUUUACUAAAAACGUGAACGUUUGUUUCUCUCCUUUACUUUUUGCAAGUUUCACUUCAUUCUAACAACCUUUUUAUGUUUUUACUCAGUCAUCUGAUGCUUGAAAUAACUUCCUUUUUUGCACAAAUAUUCUGCGUAGGUCAUUCAUAUGUUUUACUUAAACACAUUUGUUGUAUGUUUGUUGUUUGAUGCCUAAUUUGUGCCAUUUAUUCCUGAAAGGGAAAAGGAAGAGAGUUUACUUUUAUUAUGAAAAAGUACCUUUACGAUGACCGUAAUAAAGUUUUCAGUAUAAAAGUUUCUCAUCAAAGAUUUGAACCGCUUCAUCAGAGAGGAAACAUCUCUGCCCUCUGCUGGCUGCACAGCAGAUUUAUUUCCUUCUGACUAGAAAAACGUUUCCUUUUACUAUGUUGAAGUCGUGUUUUUGUCCAUUAUGUGGAGUGUCAUUAUUUCAGUGUUUUUAUAGUGAACAUAUAUAGACAUACUGUGUUAAAAUGUGUAAAGGAUCAAAAAGGGACAUUUUAUAUUUGAGGGAAAGUGCCAAACUAAAGCCGAUCAGUAUUUUUGUAAAUGAGAUAUUGAUAGAGAUAUCACAUUGCUGAACAAAAUGUAGCUUUUGAUUAAAUGUGUGAUGAAGGGAAUUAAUGUUCUUCACAUUCUGCUGCUUUUGUUAAACUGAGGUCUACUGCCACCUACAGGUUGUGAACAAAAGUGCAAUUGUACCAUUGUUUUCAUGUAACACGACUGAUGGACACGAUUUCAUGAACAAAAAUCCAUCCUGAAUAAAAACUUCAUAUAUUUUGGUUCUCAAAA
Poeciliopsis prolifica (blackstripe livebearer) is the source of this 4631-nucleotide messenger RNA. RefSeq names its product equilibrative nucleobase transporter 1-like. Gene Ontology annotation, biological process: transmembrane transport. The transcript is spliced from 12 exons. Bases 1420 to 2988 code for a protein of 522 amino acids. NCBI's taxonomy places the organism in Eukaryota, Metazoa, Chordata, Actinopteri, Cyprinodontiformes, Poeciliidae. Gene Ontology annotation, molecular function: transmembrane transporter activity. The record is from RefSeq and is a predicted model, not a curated record.